AUGAGGCGCACAUCAAUCGAAAAAGUCAGAUGCGGCAGGGAGCACUGUAUUGCCGUUUCAAGUCGCGGAGAGGCGUUUGCAUGGGGCUCGAACUCACACGGGCAGCUUGGAUUGGGUCAGGUUGGCGAUUUAAGUGACGUUGAUCCCGAAAUUCCUCGAAAGCUGAUUCUACCAGACGGAGUAAGAAUAAGAGACGCCUCAUGUGGCAGACAACACACAAUCUUGUUGGAUAGAAACGGGACUAUUUUCGGCGUUGGUAAUGAUCAGUGGGCUCAACUUGGAGUUUCUGCAGAACCAUGGCUGCGGAGUCAUGAAAAGGCCUCGGGCGAAGUGCGCAAGUCGAGCCUUGUUGGUGAAUUGGCAGGGCGGGCGGUCGCUGGUGGCGGACAACACAGCGUGAUGCUCGUACGCGAUGGGACUGUGUUUAGCUUUGGGUUCAACCGAUGGGGUCAGUUGGGUCAUCACAACUACUCUUCUCUGGCGCCACCUUCGCCUACAGCGGACAUCACAAUCCGAGCGAUUGCCGUGGCUGCGGGUGAGAAUCACACGUGCAUUGUCAAGGAUAACGGGGAAAUGUGGUGCAUCGGGGGAAACGAUCACGGGCAGCUCGGCAAUGGGAACCUACAACCUACAAUGGUUUGGAAAAGAGUGCGCGUUGCGAAGAAGCCUUUGAAGCCUUGCUCUGUUUCCUUAUCGGGGAACACUAGCGCGGCGAUCUUUCCAGUAAAUAAGGAUAGAGAGCAAAUGGUUUCAUAA
Molecule: messenger RNA, 756 nt
Organism: Chondrus crispus (carragheen)
Lineage: Eukaryota; Rhodophyta; Florideophyceae; Gigartinales; Gigartinaceae
Exons: 1
Coding region: 1-756 (251 amino acids)
Source: RefSeq, a predicted model, not a curated record